Molecule: messenger RNA, 2558 nt
Organism: Limanda limanda (common dab)
Lineage: Eukaryota; Metazoa; Chordata; Actinopteri; Pleuronectiformes; Pleuronectidae
Gene: fbxl6
Product: F-box and leucine-rich repeat protein 6
Exons: 10
Coding region: 116-1834 (572 amino acids)
Biological process (GO): SCF-dependent proteasomal ubiquitin-dependent protein catabolic process
Cellular component (GO): SCF ubiquitin ligase complex
Molecular function (GO): protein binding
Source: RefSeq, a predicted model, not a curated record
UGGGUCGACUAGCUAGUUUGCAGGAGCUAACAGCAGAUGCUGAUGUGUCACUACUCUCCAGAUGUCCCGUUUUCCUGAAAUGAAGCUCACUAUAAAGACGAGAUAGCAGCCCACGAUGGACUCCUCUGCAGCGGAAGCUUCGACCCCGAGUGAAAGAAAAGACGACACCGCACCAAGUACCUCAAAUAAAACCUCUCGAGGAGGAGACGGACCAAAGUCGAAGAAGACAUCGUUGAAGAGGAAAGCAGGGGAAACAAAAAAUGCAAAGACAAAGAAGCCAAAAAAGGCACGAGUCUCCCGGCCUGCCCAGCCUGGCUACACUGUCCAUCAAGGGGAAGACAUGCUACUGGUCAUAGCAAGUUCCACUUCUCAGUAUGACGGCUCAGUCUGGAAGCCUCCAAAGAAGGGAGGCAAAAAGAAAAGGCUCGCUAAAGGGAAAUUAAAAGCAGCAAAGAAGAAGAAAAAACCCACAGUCCGUGCUAAACCUAAACCAGCAAGUGAUCCUGUCCCCAAACCAGAAGAGAGCGCUGCAGUUUUUGUGCCUGAGAAGCCAGCGGAUCAUCGAUGGGGGGAAAGAUUACCUGAGGAGGUGCUGGUCAAUAUAUUUCAGAUGGUGGUUGUCCAAGACGGAGCGGUACCAUUUUUAUGCAGGGUCGGGAGAGUCUGUCGGCUGUGGAACGCCGCCGCCUCCAGCCCGGUCCUGUGGCGUAAAGUGACGGUGGGUCACUGCUGGAUCGCUCCGGGGAAAACACAGCUCCCGAAAACUGAGAAGAGGAUUCAGGAGACUUUUGACUGGCUGGCGCAGAACAGAUUUUCUCAGCUACGAGACUUUUCUCUCUGUCACUGGAAAAAGAACAAUGACUUCGCAGUCGAGGUUGUUUCGCAGUUCUGCCCUCACCUUCGCUCCCUCACACUUUCUUACUGCACAGGCCUGACAGCGAGCGCCUUCCAGAGCCUCGGUCUGCACAGCCGCUCGCUACAGAGCUUAAAUCUCCAGUAUUCAGAGUUUCAGGUUGAUGGCCUCCUGGAGUACCUGGAGAAUCAUGGGAGCCAGAUCAAGCAGAUUUGGUUCACUCAUGGAAUAAAGAAUGACAGACUUCUGACCACCCUCACUAGGGGGUGUUGUCCUGAACUGGAUUUGCUGGAGGUCAGCACAAAGCUCGACAGCAAAGACUGUGAACUUCCCAUUUGCAUCCAGGCUCUGCAGGGGGCGUGUCCCAAACUCAAGACCUUCCGUAUGCUGAAUGUCCGACCUCUGCACAAGACCAUGCGUAAUGGUGCCGACUCAACCUCAGGCUUCCCGUUGUUGGAGGAGCUUUGCAUUGCAACCACGUCUUACUCCUACAUGAGUGACAAAGACCUGUUGGACAUCCUCUACGGCUCCACCAAGCUGCGGGUGCUGGACUUGCGAGGCUGUUCGCGAAUAACUCCAUCGGGUCUCGCAGCGUUACCCUGUCCCGAGCUGGAGUGUCUGUUCUGGGGACAGUAUUUCAGCAGCCAUACCGGGUUGUCCUCGCAUAAGAAGGGACUUCACAUGGUGACACAGAAGUGGAGUCAGACUUUGCAGCAGCUCGACAUUGCAAACCAGCUCUUUGUUGAGGAGGACCUGGAGAUCGCGAUGAGUUACCUGGCGCAGGCCACAGAGGCAGACACGCUGCGUUCACUCAACCUGAGUGGAACGAGGAUCACAUCCCCGGCCCUCAGGUCAGUCGUCGGCCGGAUGACUUCUCUUAAUUACCUCAACCUUUCUUCCUGCCGCUAUCUACCAAGAGGAGUCAAGAGACUUUACCGUGGCACAGAAGACAUUCGCCAGCUGCUGGACAAAUUGGAGUAGCUCAUUUUGCACUGGAAUGUCUUGAAACUUUCUAACUUGUAUAUAAUGUUAUCCAGGUUCUAUGUUUGUUCACACCAAACGGAUGCAGAGCGCUCCAUCAAUCCAGGGAGAAAACCUGCAGGUGCUACACACAUUAUAACAGCUCAGUCUACAUUACAAUUUUAAAGAGUCACAUUCACAUGUUUGAGUCAGAAGCUUUUGAACGUCUCCAUGUGUCCUGUUGUUAUUGAAAUGCACAUGGUGUCAUGUCUCUGUGUUCUCUUUAAUUAAAGCUAAUAAUGAAUAAAUGACACUGUUUGAGAAUAAGGAAUCAUAAAACCUCUUUGACACAUUCAGCAGCACACGUUCACGUCGUUUACUUAUUUUAGACCAAGUUACAGUAAUUCCAGGCAAAGGUUUGUCAAGAAAUAUUUGAAUUAAAAACUGUUCAAGUUUCCAUAUCCUUCCACUAGGGAGUGUUGUUCUCUCAGCUGAAUGUGCAUGAAGACCAACAGAGGCCUGUUUUGGAAGGUCUCACAAUUAAAUGUCAAUGCCUCAGUCACUUCACACCUUUUUUUUUUUACUACAUGUGUUUAUAUUGUAUUUGCUACAUUUGAAAUAAAUGAAUGUACAUUUGUCGUGUACAUCAACAUGAGAAAUGGAAAAAGCAAAGAAAAGCUGUAGUUGUAUCUUGUUUAUUGAGCCACAGUCAAGUUUUUACAAUAAUAAAAGUCUUGAAAAAGCU